GGAUCCUUAAUUUUGCCUCUUUGAUGCAGUUCCAAGGGGCGCCGCCGCCAAAGAAAAUCACUCCAAGCUGGUCCCUUAUUUAUGCCGAGAAAAGCAGGGGAGCGGGGCGGGCUCCGUGCAGCGCCCCGGCUCAGCGCCCUUCCGGCGGGAGGGUGGUUCUAGGGUGACCGAUGGCCUCAGGGGCCGGAGAGGCGCAGGCUCCGCCCAGGACGGGAGAGCCGGGCCCCGUGAUUCCGGGUCCCGCGAGCCGCUCACCGGGACGCGCCAUGGGAGCCGGCAGCCUCUUGCUGCUGCUGCUGCUGCUGCUGCUGGGGGUUCAAUCAUCAGCAAUAUCUGAGAGGAGAGCCGAGCCCAGCAGCCACAACUGUGGUGAUGGAGAAUAUCUGCAUCAAGACUGCUGCUGUAAAUACUGUCCAGCUGGCACUUACGUUAGUAAACACUGCAAGAUUCCACAUACAGAAGGAAUUUGUUACCAUUGCACAGAUGGAGAGGAUUAUACUGCUCAUGCAAAUGGCCUAGAUGAAUGCAUACGAUGUAAACUGUGCAAAGAAGAUCAAGUAACUGUGAGCACCUGCACUUUGACGAGCGAUACUGAAUGUCAGUGCAAGCCAGGCUAUUUCUGUCCUACUCAGGACUGUGAGAUGUGUUACAGAUGCAAGUCAAAGUGCCCAGAAGGGAAAGAAAUUGUACAAAAAUGCAAUGCUACAGUUGACCUGGAGUGUGGCCAUCCUCCAAUAGGGACUGCGAAUGCUGCAGGUUGGAUUGCUGGGGUCAUCGUUAUGUUCGUUCUUUUUGUGGUUGGGUGCCUUUUUCUUUUCCUUAAGAAAAGGAUAUCCUAUAAUAAAACAAAUAAAGAAAACAAAGAUGCAGAAAAAGAUGGGGAGUCGGAGGAUAGCACUGAAAUUUUCUUUGCACCAGAAAUGGAGAAUGCUAGUGCACCCAUUUUAGAUAUCCAAAACUCUGUUCAGAGUCCACUAGUUUUAGCAGUUAAUAGUCCUGAUUUUGCACUAAGAAAUGAAUUGCCUGAGGAUACCAGUGUUGCAUUUUCUGAGAGAAGUGGUCUACUUCAAAAUGGUGAAAACAACUCAUGGGAAGAGUCUUACCACAGGACUGCAGGAUAUUCAGCACCAAACAAACCUCCAGACAAGCCCAAUUUUGUCUCCCACCCUGGACAGUCAAAUGGUGGGAUGUCCAUAUCUCAGAUGGUCAGGGAUUCUGAAGCCAGGCCUCGUAUAAAAGUUAAAGAGCUUUCUCGAGAAGCACUAAGUGACAGUUUUUAUUAUUUUAUAAAAGAAGUGCCAUCACGCAACUGGAACAUGUUUAUGAGAACUCAUCUAGCAGAUAAUGAAAUUGAUAAAACAACUUUCGAACAUCCAAGAAAUAUUGAAGAGCGAUAUUAUCAGAUGCUAAUCAUUUGGAGAAACAAAUUUGGAAAUGAGGCUUCCAUUAUUAAAUUAUUAGAUAGCCUAUGGAAUAUAGGACUUAGAAGGUCUCAUGAAAACAUAGUAAACCAUUUAAUAAGUAAGGAUAUUAUAACUAUACUAGAGGCUGAAGACUAAUGAGUAUACUAUCAUCAACAAAAAAACCCAAAACCAAAAGGAUCUGUAAACUCUAUAGAUAUGUUUCUAUGCACAACCUUGCUUUAGUGCAUGUUGCCAAUUUUUUUUUUUAUUGUUGGUUUAAGAAAACUUGAAAAUAUCAACAUAAAAACUACUGGUAAAACAAAUAGAGAAAUGAGUUCAGGUAUCUGCUAUUCUAGAGGACACGAGUUGCGGUGAAGAGUCUCAGAAAUGUAUCUUACAGGACUCUACUUCUCAUUUGUUAAACGAGACAAGGAUUCAAGUUGCUGUGUUCACUGAGAAUGUGUCCUGAGUUGUAAUACAUGAAAUAAAAACUUGGGUAACCUUUUCAUGUUCAGUUGAGGAUAGAACAUAAGUGUACGUUAAACUAUAUAAUAAACUUUGAACACUUAUGUCUUAGGAAAUGAGAACUGUAAGGGGAACCUCACAGUAACUGGAUGGAGUGAUUUGUUGUCAUUGAAGGUUUUGAAGCAUAUUGUCAUUUUGUUAUCUGCACUGAUAAACUGGACCAAACAAUAUCCAGAAUCUUAAUUUAUUUUUUAUAUGCAGUGAAGAAUGUACUUAUGAGAACACUGUAAUGUGAAGAGAUUUGUAGUGUUUUAGGCCAGAAGGAAACGUUAGACCAUCGAGUUUGAUCUCCUGUAUAAUUCAGGUCAUUAAAUUUCCCCCAGUUACCUUUUGUACUGGGUCAAUAACUUAUGUUUGGCUAAAGCGUAUCCUCCAAAAAAGCAUCCAGUCUUGUAAUGAAGACAUCAGGAGAUGAAGAAUUCACCACAUCCCUUGAUAAUUUGUUCCAAUAAUUGCGUUCACUGUAAGGAAUUUAUGCUUUAUUUCUAAUUGAAAUUUAUCUAGCUUUAGCUUCUAGACAUGAUUCAUCUAGCAGAGAAAGGCCAAAUGAGAGAGAGCCCUUUAGUACCUGGUAUUUUCUCCCCAUGAAGGUUACUUGGAUACUGAUCCAGGUACCUCAUCUUUUUGAUAAGAAGAAAGAGCUCCUUAAGUCUUCCACUGUAAAGCAUUUUCUCUAGCCUGUGAAUCAUUUCUGUAAUUUUUCCAAUUGUUCAACAUCCUUUUUAAAGUGUGCACACCAGAACUACGUGCAGUAUUCCAGUCUCACCAGUGCUGUAUACAGAGGUAAAAUCACCCCUCUACUCUACUCACUAUCCUGUUUAUGCAUCCGAAGAUUACAUUGGCCCUUUGCCACAGCAUCACACAGGGAGCUUAUGUUCAGUUGUUUCUUUAAAUCCUUUUCAUAGUCACUGAUUUCCAGGAGACAGUUCCCCAUUCUGUAGGUAUGGUCUGCAUUUCUUGUUCCUAUAUGUAUAACUUUGCAUUUGGCUUUGUUUGAAUGGGCUCAGCUUACCAAUAAACAGUAUAUAAAUCUGUUUAACAGUAUACUUAAAUGCUGUAUUUUUAUUGUCUAAUCUUAAAAUUAUGCAAAUGGAAUUUCUACUUCACACCUACUGUUUAUGUACUUUAUAUAUUUUGCUAUUAAAAGAUUUUUCACUCUUUUAAA
Molecule: messenger RNA, 3093 nt
Organism: Dermochelys coriacea (leatherback sea turtle)
Lineage: Eukaryota; Metazoa; Chordata; Testudines; Dermochelyidae
Product: tumor necrosis factor receptor superfamily member 10B-like
Exons: 10
Coding region: 171-1559 (462 amino acids)
Biological process (GO): apoptotic process; immune response; positive regulation of apoptotic process
Cellular component (GO): plasma membrane; cell surface
Molecular function (GO): protein binding; transmembrane signaling receptor activity
Source: RefSeq, a predicted model, not a curated record